AUGCCAAAGAUGCCAACAGCCAAACGAGAGAAGGUGACACCAACUAAAGGCCACAAACAACGAAGUGAUGUAAAAAAAGGAAAACCAUCUGCUAAGAGUCACCCCAAAUGGCAAAAAUCACAAGAUCAACAGCAACAGCAUCAAGAGCAACAGAAACAGCAGCAGUCUAGUAAAAACGAGGCUUUGCGUGCAGCUCUUGCUAAUGCAUUUUCUUCUUCUCAUUCCUCUGGUGGGGAUGCUGAUGCUUCUGCUGUGGAAGUGGAUGAGUAUGGGAAGGGUUGCCCAACAGACCGACUGCAAUUUGGUUACGCACCAGCCAUUGCUGCAGAAGCUGUGGCAUUUCACAACACUAUUUCAGCGAAGAAAUGGAUCGAUGAUCGGCGCCGGCAAGGUCGUAUUACAAUUGUAAAGAAACAAAAGCUCACGAGGCCAAAUUGUGAGCCUAUGACAUCAUUACUCAAACUUAAGCAACACUGGCGGAAUACUAAACAGUUUCUCGCAGAGGUACGUGGCAGUGGCAGUAACGUUGCACAGGAUGCAGCAGACGAUCUUCUUGAGAUGCUUGUAUCACAACAACGUGUUGCAUAG
Messenger RNA from Trypanosoma theileri, 588 nucleotides. RefSeq lists its product as uncharacterized. The coding region runs from base 1 to 588 and encodes 195 amino acids. The transcript has a single exon. NCBI's taxonomy places the organism in Eukaryota, Euglenozoa, Kinetoplastea, Trypanosomatida, Trypanosomatidae. The record is from RefSeq and is a predicted model, not a curated record.